This is a messenger RNA of Eriocheir sinensis (Chinese mitten crab), 5456 nucleotides long. RefSeq names its product JNK-interacting protein 1-like (gene Aplip1). Gene Ontology annotation, molecular function: protein binding. Gene Ontology annotation, cellular component: cytoplasm. The record is from RefSeq and is a predicted model, not a curated record. The transcript is spliced from 10 exons. Gene Ontology annotation, biological process: regulation of JNK cascade. Lineage: Eukaryota; Metazoa; Arthropoda; Malacostraca; Decapoda; Varunidae. The coding region runs from base 170 to 1762 and encodes 530 amino acids.
ACGUGGACAUCGAGAACUUCACGAGCCUCCUCACCUCGGCCCUCAAGACGGACUCUCCGCCCAAGUCUGGCCGCGGUGGUGGUAGUGGUGGUGGUGGUCCGUCGGAGGCUCGCGCGCUAGGGUGAGCAAGGCUUUCGGCAACCCAGAGCGAGUCUACACGUUUUCCAAGAUGGCAGACAGGGAGUUUGAAGAAUUUCGUCAGUUUUUCGAGCAGCUGCCGCAGCACAUCAAGGCGCCUUCCAACUGUUACACGUUGGCCCAUGACAUCACGCUUGAGUCCCCCUCCCCGGAAGACGCCCCGGACCCUCCCGACCCCCCCAGCGUGGAGGCGGCUGGGGGAGCGGCGGGUGGUAAAUGCUGCUCGGACGAGGACCCGUGUUGCCCCCAGCUAGUCGGGGAGCAGACGCAGGGGUUGGUGCCCCCCGCCCCGUGCCUGCCCCCUAGCAUACAAGCCGCAUCGUGCCCCAGCCCCAUCUGCGGCAGCCCCGGCCCCCGCAGACCCCACCCCCCAGCGCCCCCUCUCCCCAUCUCAGGCCCCCCCAGCAUGGAGAGCGUGGGGAGCGGGGAGAUGGGGGACGUGAGCGGGGGGGAGUUCUUCUCAGGGGAGCUGGAGGAGUUGGACGGGGGGCGCGGCUCCCCGACGGAGGGCGACGGGGAAAUGGAGAUUGGGGACAGUUCCGGGGCGCCCCAGUGGGAUAGUCACCCCGGGGAGAGGAAACGACGGAGGCUGCCGGAGAUACCCAAGAACAAGAAGUCCUUCAGCACGGCCACCAUCCUCGCCCUCCGCACCCCCAACCUGGCGGAGGAGCUGCAGGAGGCGGAGUCCGGCGUGGCGUCCCGUAGCAGCACCCCAGACGUCACCUCCUCCGCCAGCGCCACCGCCGCCGCCGCCAACCCCAUCCUCGUUUUGAAGUGCCACGCCUUUGUGAGAGAUGACAGCACCUCCCCAGACUCCGAGCUCCGCCUCCCCGCCACGGACAUCGACUCCGGGCACUCGACCCAGCACUCCCCUGAUGGCCCAAAAUCUAUGUCCCCGCUGGCCACUGUCAACGGCUCGCUCUCCCCCGGCUCCCCCAGCAGCGGCGGGGUCCCCUUCUCGCAGCUGGGGCUCCUGGAGGCGACGCACCGGGGACUGUACCGCUUCAUCCCGCGACACCACGACGAAGUGCACAUUGAGAUCGGCGACCCCAUCUACGUGCAGCGGGAGGCGGACGACCUGUGGUGUGAAGGCGUGAACCUCCGGACGGGUCGGCAGGGCAUCUUCCCCGCGGCGCAUGUGACGGAUGUUGACUACUCCGACUUCGACCCGACCGUGCCCAAGGUUAAAAAGGAACGUUACCUGCUGUCCUACCUGGGCUCCAUCGAGACGCUCUGCCACAAGGGGAACCAGGUGCUAUGCCAGGCUGUGAGGAAGAUUGCUGGCGGCGAGGAGUCGGCGCAGCACCCCCACCCCUGCAUCCUAGAAGUGUCCGACCAGGGCAUCAGAAUGGUGGACAAGAGCAAACCAGCGCCCAACCACGCGCCCUGCCACGACUACUUCUACCACUUGAAGCACGUCUCGUUCUGCGCCUUCCACCCCAAGGACCACCGCUACUUUGGCUUCAUCACCAAGCACCCAUCCAGCCAGCGGUUCGCCUGCCACAUCUUCAGGAGCACAGAGAGCACCAGGCCCGUUGCGGAGGCUGUCGGCCGGGCCUUCCAACGCUUCUACCAAAAAUACAUUGAGACGGCCUACCCCAUUGAGGACAUAUACCUGGAAUAGCCCAGCCCACCUCCCCUGCCCACCCCACCUCAUUUGACCUAGCCUGACCUGACGUGACCUCAACCUCAAGAAAGAUAUGCAGGAACCGACCGACCGACCUCUCUUCGCCUUGAGGAUGGAAACGAAGAAAGAAAAAAAUAUGAAGAAAAGGAGGUAAAGAAAAUCAGGUGAAGAAAAUUAGUGUGUGAAGAGAAGAAAAGUGUGUGUGUGUGUGUGUGUGUGUGUGUGUGUGUGUGUGUGUAUGUGUGUGUGUUUGAAAAGGCAAGAAAUAGCAGGGGCCGUGCAUUUAAGAGAGAGAGAGAGAGAGAGAGAGAGAGAGAGAGAGAGAGAGAGAGAGAGAGAGAGAGAGAGAAUAAGAUAAUAAAAGAAAAGACGAAAAAAGUGAAUACCCAUAUCACGUUUUCCUCCGCAUAUCUUCAAGGGGCAACUCAACCAAUCCUUUCUACAGAGGGGUUAUAAUGUAUGUUGCCGGACCCCUCGCAAGCCAAAGUGUCAGCCGUGUGUUGCGUUGUUGAUGUUGCUUGUAUAUCAGUGUGUUGCAAGGGGAAAGGGAGGAAAAGGAAAGAAAACGGGGUAGUGUUGGAUUUUGUGCGGUACUUAACUAUACUAGAGAGAGAGAGAGAGAGAGAGAGAGAGAGAGAGAGAGAGGAAAAAUGAAUAAAUUGAAAAAAGGUGGAGAAAGAUAGUUGAGAGAGAGAGAGAGAGAGAGAGAGAGAGAGAUGGUGAUAUUUAUGUGACGUUAAGAUGGCACUGUAAAUAUCAAAGUUAUUAUAAUCAAGAUGCUUCCUCCUCCUCCUCCUCCUCCUCCUCCUCCUCCUCCUUAUUUACCUCUCUAUCAUCUUCUCUUCAAACUUCAGUAAAUGGCAAACUUCACCAACGCAAAACUUCAUGCAAAACAAAAACAACUUCAUUUUCUCGUAACUUCACCAACAUCAAUUUUUCACCAUCUCAUAUUUUCAAAACUUCACGAUUCCUUACAUCAAACUUCAGCGAAUAAGGUAACUUCACCAUUACAAACUUCGAUGAAUACCUAACUUCAGCAAUACACACUUUGAUAAACAACUAACUCUACUAAUACAAACUUCAGUGAACGCUUAACUUCACCAACACAAACUUCAAUAAACAACUGACUUUACCAAUACAAACUUAAGUAAAUUCAGUAACUUCAGCAAUACAAUCUUUCACGAACACUAAACUUCACCAAUGCAAACCUCAGCGAACACCUAAAACUUCACGAACACAAAACUUCACCAAUGCAAACCUCAGCGAACACCUAAAACUUCACGAACACAAACUCUCCUUAACAACAAGAACUGCCUUACAUACGCGCUUAUUCAAACUUCACUCACUUCCACAAUCACCGAACUUCCCCGACAGUGACUUACAAUACCGCGAUCAUACUCCAAACUUCCAAUAAUGCGAUUUCAGACUAUACACGAUUUGAACUUCCUAUAAAGACGAUCUAAAUUACCUAUAUAUAAAGCGAUUUCAAUUUACGCGACCGAAGUUUUCAGACUACACGAUUUGGACUCCUUAUAAGACGAUUUCAACUCCCUAUAAAGCGAUUUCGAUUCCCUACAACGCGACUCUCACUUCUCAAGAACGUGAUUUAGCUGUAGCAUUUUGCGAUGUAGACCGAAUUACAUUACGCCGUUUAACUUCUAAGAACGCGAUUUGAGUUUCGUUGUAAGCGAAUUGGUAACUACGAAUUUAGCGACCCGAAAUUCGAUAUACGUGAUUCAGACUACUUGGAAACGUAACUUGGGCGAUUUAAACUUCAACUUACGUUUUUUUUUAAUACAUUGAAAGCGACUGACUUGAUAUUUUCGAACUUAGCGACUUGACGUUCAAUUUACACGAUUCAGACUACAUAAAUCACAACUUGGGCGAUUUAAACUUCAACUUAUGUGUUUUUUUACUACAUUGAAAGCGACUGACUUGAUAUUUUAGAACUUAGCGACUUGACGUUCAAUUUACACGAUUCAGACUUCAUAAAUCACAACUUGGGCGAUUUAAACUUCAGACUGUACGUUUUUUUGCUACACAGAAAGAGGCUGACCUGAUAUUUUCGAAUUUAGCGACUUGGUAUUCAAUUUAUGCGAUUCAGACUUCUUGAAACGUAACUAGGGAGAUGUAGACUUCAAAUUAUACGGCUUUUACUCCUUUAAACGACUUUGUAUUCAAUGUACGCGAUUCAGACUUCGCGAAACUCAAUUUACGCGCUAAUUACUGAGUGACUGAAUUCUUCGCCUUGACCGCCUCUGCCCAUGUUCAUAUUAUAAGGUCGCUGUUUUCAAGGUUGUGGCUUCGGGUUGAAGACCUUAUACCCUUCCUGGGGUUCGAACUGCCUCCCCUUAGCUUCUUAACUUCCAUACGUCGACGCUGUGAGCCGCUAUACCACUGUGCCAUUUCUUCAUUUACCGCGAAUCUGACUUUUUUAUUAUAAUGCAAUACAGAUUUUUUUUCCUUCUUACGCAUAACAGGAAAAUAAAUAUUGUGUUCUCUCGCUGUGUUCUGAAUCUUCACUCUAUACGACUUUGCGAUAGAGAGAGAGAGAGAGAAAGAGAGAGGAAAGGAAUCUAACCGUAAGAGGAAAGGAAUCUUAUCUUCUUCUUAAACCGAUGAUGUAAAUAUGUAAAAAAUAAUAAAUUAAAAAGAUGAAUAUUGUAAUAGUGUAAUCUUAAGGUCUCUCUUUUUGUCUGCAUUAAUAACUAUUGCAUCCAUAUUAUAGGUAAGGUAUGAUUAGGUGUGUGUGUGUGUGUGUGUGUGUGUGUGUGUGUGUGUGUGUGUGUGUGUGUGUGUGUGUGUGUGUGUGUGUGUGUGAUAUUUAUAAUGUUCCUCUUCUCUAUCGUUUAUGUUGGACACAGAGAGAGAGAGAGAGAGAGAGAGAGAGAGAGAGAGAGAGUAUCAUUAAAAAUUCAAAUCAUUUACGAACUACAUCAAAAAAAAAUAAUUAAAGGUAAAAUUAAACUCAUAAAUCCUAAGGCGGGACGCAAAAAAAAUGUAAAUUGAUAAAAAAAAUCUGAGUUAUAUUACUUGUUAAAAAUUUAUGAAUAGGCCUACUCAAAAAAAGUUAUGAUUCGUGUUUUUUGAAAGUUAUUAAAAGUAUUAUGAAAAACUAUAUAAUUAUUUUAGAUCGAAAGAAAAACAACAUUGUGAUUUAUUAUGAUAUUGUUGUUGGCUAGUUUUUCAUAAGGAAAUUAAAAAAGGAAUGUGAUUUUAAUAAUAAUAAUAAUAAUAAUAAUAAUAAUAAUAAAGAUUUUUUUGUGUGUUCUAAGUAAUAAUGAAACUGGUGAUGAUUGUAUUGUGUGUUAUUGAGGGAAUACACACACACACACACACACACACACACACACACACACACACACACACACACACACCGGACUUAUUACCCUCAUACAUAACACUGAUUAACCAUGUGCGUGUGUGUGUGUGUGUGUGUGUGUGUGUGUGUGUGUGUGUGUGUGUGUGUGUGUGUGUGUGUGUGUGUGUGUGUGUGUGAGUCAGUAAGCAUUUAUUACGUGUCUUUCUGGCAGUAUUUUAAGCCCAGAGAGUUACAUGUUUAGGAGAAAAUAAAUGAAAUGAGAGUAAAAUAAAUGAAGAAAAUAAUUAACAUAUACAGACAUGACAGAUUUGAAAUUCUCAGGUGAAACUUAGACAAACCUCCUCCUCUUCCUCCUCCUCCUCCUCCACC